This is a messenger RNA of Pogoniulus pusillus (Red-fronted tinkerbird), 6106 nucleotides long. It is a transcript of the gene UNC5B, whose product is annotated as unc-5 netrin receptor B. The coding region runs from base 46 to 2898 and encodes 950 amino acids. Gene Ontology annotation, molecular function: netrin receptor activity; protein binding. Gene Ontology annotation, biological process: netrin-activated signaling pathway; anterior/posterior axon guidance. Lineage: Eukaryota; Metazoa; Chordata; Aves; Piciformes; Lybiidae. Gene Ontology annotation, cellular component: membrane. The record is from RefSeq and is a predicted model, not a curated record. The transcript has 17 exons.
GGCGGGCAGGCAGGUCGGCUCCGCUCCGCUCCCGGCUCCGCCGCCAUGCCGCCGCCCGGGCCCCGCCGAGCCGCCUUCAGCCUCCUCCUCCUCCUCCUCCCGCUGCUCCGCCGGGCGCUGGCCGCCGCAGGGCUGGAGUACAGCGACGUGCUGCCCGACUCCUUCCCCUCGGCCCCGGCAGAGACCCUCCCUCACUUCCUGCUGGAGCCACAGGAUGCCUACAUCGUGAAGAACAAGCCUGUGGAGCUGGUCUGCCGUGCCAACCCUGCCACCCAGAUCUACUUCAAGUGCAACGGGGAGUGGGUCAACCAGAACGACCAUGUCACCAAGGAGAGCCUGGAUGAGGUCACUGGGAUGCUGGUGCGGGAGGUGCAGAUCGAGGUGUCCAGACAGCAGGUGGAGGAGCUCUUUGGCUUGGAAGAUUACUGGUGCCAGUGUGUGGCCUGGAGCUCCGCGGGCACCACCAAGAGCCGCCGGGCAUACGUCCGGAUAGCCUACCUACGCAAGAACUUUGACCAGGAGCCACUGGGCAAAGAGGUGCCACUGGAGCACGAGGUCCUGCUGCAGUGCCGCCCACCCGAGGGGGUACCACAAGCUGAGGUGGAGUGGCUGAGGAAUGAGGAUGUCAUCGAUCCCAGCCAGGACACCAACUUCCUGAUCACCAUCGAUCACAACCUCAUUAUCAAGCAGGCUCGCCUCCUGGACACUGCUAAUUACACCUGCAUGGCCAAGAACAUCGUGGCCAAGCGACGGAGCACCACAGCUGCUGUCAUUGUCUACGUGAACGGUGGCUGGUCCACCUGGUCGGAGUGGUCUCCUUGCAACAACCGCUGUGGCCGGGGCUGGCAGAAGCGCACGCGGACGUGCACCAACCCCGCACCUCUGAACGGUGGCUCCUUCUGUGAUGGGCAACCAUUCCAGAAAAUCCCCUGCACCACCCUCUGCCCAGUGGAUGGUGCAUGGACAGAGUGGAGCAAGUGGUCAGCGUGCAGCACGGAGUGCACACACUGGCGCAGCCGCGAGUGCACCGCCCCGGCCCCCCGAAAUGGCGGCAAGGACUGCAGCGGCCUGCUGCUCGACUCCAAAAACUGCACCGAUGGCCUCUGCAUGCACAAUAAAAGAGUUUUAAGCGAACCCAAAAGCCACCUGCUGGAGGCCACAGGUGAUGUGGCCCUGUAUGCUGGGCUGGUGGUGGCCAUAUUUGUCUUCAUCGUGAUCCUGAUGGCUGUGGGGGUGGUGGUCUACCGGCGGAGAUGCCGGGAUUUCGACACGGACAUCACAGACUCAUCAGCUGCUCUGACUGGAGGCUUCCACCCUGUCAACUUCAAGACCUCCCGGCAUGACAACCCGCAGCUGCUGCACCCCUCGAUGCAGCCAGACCUGACCGCCAGCGCUGGGGUGUACCGCGGCCCCAUGUACGCCCUGCAGGACUCCUCUGACAAGAUCCCCAUGACCAACUCCCCACUGCUUGACCCCCUCCCCAACCUCAAGAUUAAGGUCUACAACUCCUCCACCACUUCCUCCUCACCGGGGCUCCAUGAUGGGACAGAUCUGCUUGGGGGAGUCCCCACUACUGGCACCUACCCAGGGGACAACACCAGGGACAGCCACUUUGCCAACGUGCGGAACAAAGCCUUGGGCUCCCAGCAGCUCCUCAGCUUGCCCCGGGAGCAUGGCAACAGUGCCAGUGGCACAUUUGGCUACCUGGGAGGAAGGCUCACCAUACCAGGCACUGGGGUGAGCCUGCUGGUGCCUCAUGGAGCCAUCCCCCAGGGGAAGUUCUACGAGAUGUACCUGGUCCUCAACAAGGCAGAGAAUGCCCUCCUGCCCUCCGAGGGCACGCAGACGGUGCUGAGCCCGGCAGUGACCUGUGGCCCCACCGGCUUGCUCCUGUGCCGCCCUGUUGUCCUGACCAUUCCUCACUGUGCCGACGUCGGCUCCUCAGACUGGAUUUACCAGCUGAAAACACAGUCCCACCAGGGAAACUGGGAGGAAGUCGUGACCUUGGAUGAGGAGACCCUCAACACUCCCUGCUACUGCCAGUUGGAAGCCAAGUCCUGCCACAUUUUGCUAGACCAGCUUGGCACCUAUGUCUUCGUGGGAGAGUCCUACUCCAGGUCAGCCAUCAAGAGGCUUCAGCUGGCAAUCUUUGCACCCACCAUUUGUACAUCCCUGGAGUACAACCUCAAAGUCUACUGCUUGGAGGACACGCCAGAUGCUCUGAAGGAGGUGCUGGAGCUGGAGCGGACACUGGGUGGCUACCUGCUGGAGGAGCCCAAGCCCCUGCCCUUCAAGGACAGCUACCACAACCUGCGUCUCUCCAUCCAUGACAUCCCUCAUGCACUAUGGAGGAGCAAGCUGCUGGCCAAGUACCAGGAGAUCCCCUUCUAUCACAUCUGGAGCGGCAGCCAGCGAGCCCUGCACUGCACCUUCACGUUAGAGAGGUACAGCCAGGCCUCCACCGAGCUCACCUGCAAGAUCUGCGUCCGGCAGGUGGAAGGGGAAGGGCAGAUCUUCCAGCUCCACAUCACAGUGGGAGAGCACACCAGCACCUUCGACACCCUUCGCUCUCACCACAGCGGUGGCAGCACCACCACCACCACCACUCAGGUGGGACCCUACGCCUUCAAAAUCCCCCUCUCCAUCCGGCAGAAGAUCUGCAACAGCCUGGAUGCUCCCAAUUCCAGAGGAAAUGACUGGAGGCUUCUCGCCCAGAAGCUCUCCAUGGACCGGUAUCUGAAUUACUUUGCCACCAAAGCCAGCCCCACUGGGGUGCUCCUGGACUUAUGGGAAGCCGAGCACCAAGACGACGGUGAUCUCAACACCUUGGCCUGUGCCUUAGAAGAGAUGGGCAAGAGUGAGAUGCUGGUGGUCAUGGCCACAGAGGGAGACUGCUGAUGAUGCUUCUCAACAAGCAGGAGGACAAAACCUGGGGGGCAAAGGUGGGAGACCCUUCCCUGAUGGCCACGGGGGGGCACGUCCAGCCCUGGGCAGCGGCUGAGCAAGGAAGGGCUGAGGCCAGAGCUUCUCCCUCCCUCCCUGCAUCACUGUCAGCCUUAGAGACCCAUCCUCAGCGUUUACAAGCAAUUCAAGUGGUACACAGCAUUCCUCUCCCUCCUCCUCCUCCUCCUUGCCGUGGUGUGGGGAGGAAUUAGGGCUUCUUGAGUCGGGACAGGGGCUUUCCUUCUUCAGUUGGCUUCACCUCCUCCUCCUCUAAUAGCAUUUCUGCGUUGAAGAGAUGAGUACAAUCCAGGCGAAGGCUUCUGUGGAAAGCUUCAAGACAGCUCAGCAAGGCAAAUAAGAAGAAAAGGAAAGAAAAAGGAAAGGGAAGGAAAGAAAAGGAAAGGAAAGAUAAGAGAAGAAAAGGAAAGGAAAGAAAAGGAAAGGGAAGAAAAGAAAAGGGAAGAAAAGAAAAGACAAGGCAAGACCACAACCACAAAACAAACCCAAGAAGAGUUUCUUAGGAAACGCCAAUAAUUUAUUAUCCAGAUCUAUGGAUGAGUCCUUUUUACAAAAAAAAAAAAGAGGAAAAGAAAAAAAAAAGUCAGAUUUAAUAAACAUUUUUCUUUGUGUGUGUGUGUGUGAGAGAGAGAGAGCAAGAGAGUUGGUCUGGUCAGGGUGGUGGCAAGAGAAGAGAGAUUGGUGCGGACACCCUUUUGUAGGAAAAAAGAGCGUGGAGCAAAAUGUGUUUACAUGUCCUGGGAUCUACUAGGGAGUCUUGUAGGGUGAAGUGCCUCUACAUCCCUCUGCUUCAGGGCCACCUCAGACCCUCCCCAAGGGUUUUUUUUGGGUUGUUGGUUUGGUGUUUUUUUCCCCCUUGCAAACUCCCCUUUUCUUAGCAGCAGUGCCUGGUGGAGUGAGGAAUCCCUUUCUGCCUGCAAAGAGGGAUGAGGGAUGUAGGGGUUGGAGUGGGAAGUGUGUCCAGAUAAGGGUAUUUUUAAUGAAUUCCCCCCUGGAAUCAUCUGGGGGAGUAUUUUUCAGGAUGACUGCACCUUCAUUCAUCACAUCACUUCGGUACAAACCAAAGAUUUCACUCCUGCACCAACCCCCUGACCCACACUGGGGAGGAGGGGGUGUUUUUAAACCUACAGUGAGCACAUCAAGCCUGGGUUCAGAGGUCAGAGAGGAAGAGAACUGCAUCCAGUUCUGGAGCUCCCAUUCUAAGAAGGAUGUGGAUGUGCUGGAGCAUGUCCAGAGAAGGGCCACGAGGAUGGUCAGAGGGCUGGAGCAGCUCUGCUGUGAGGUGACCUCCUUGUGGCCUUCCAGUAUCUGAAGGGGGCCUCCAAAAAAGCUGGGGAGGGACUUUUUAGGCUGUCAGGGAGUGCCAGGACUAGGGGGACUGGAGCAAAGCUGGAGAUGGGGAGCUUCAGACUGGAGGUCAGGCAGAAGUUGUUCACCAUGAGAGUGGUGAGAGGCUGGAAUGGGUUGCCCAGGGAGGUGGUUGAGGCCCCAUGGCUGGAGGUGUUUAAGGCCAGGCUGGCUGAGGCUGUGUGCAGCCUGCUCUAGGGUAGGGUGUCCCUGCCCAUGGCAGGGAGGUUCGAACUGGAUGCUCCUUGUGGUCCCUUCCAACCCUGACUGAUUCUAUGAGAUGAGUAGCUUGUGGAAGGGUCUGAGGCGAACAAAGCGUUGGCAGAUCAGGGCACAUUGUUCUCAGAGCUCUGUGCUCCUGCCCUGUUCCUGAUGCAGUAUUUCAGCAAAGACUGGGGGAGGAAGACCUCAGUAUCUAUAAGCUGCAAGCCAGGUUGAGCAUUUUCGUUGUGAGGGAUGGCAUCUUCUGGUCAUGGGAUUUUCAUCCUCCUUUCUGUUUUUUCCUGCCUGUAAUAGACUUUUACUAGGGAUGGAGAAGUUGUGGGAUGAGUGGAAAGUGACCAAGGGGUAGGUUCCUCACAAGGAUGUGGUGUUUCAAUGAAGGUCAAGAUAUAGACUGCCUGCAGGUAGGUAAUAGUUACUCAGCAGUGCUACACCUUAGGGAUUUGUCUGGUAUUUAGAACCAAAAAUAGGGCAGGGAUGGUAAAGCUCAGGAUUAGGUUUAGAUCACACGGGCAGCCUGUGCAUCCUCCUUCAGAGCAAGUGUUAAGAGCAGGUCCUGCUUUGGGCUGCGAUACCCUGGCCUGGCGUCAUGGGGCGACGCUGGGGAGCAGAGCAAACUCAGGGAGCCCUGCCGUGAGUGAGAGCAUCUCCCUCGCCAGGCGGCUCGGGGGAGCUGACUUCAGUAUUGCGUGGGCACGGGUGCAAGUCCUCCUCUUGGCAGCUCUUGGAGCAGCGGCUGAACGUGUGGCGCUGCUCCCUGCUGCGUCUGGGGCUCGCUGGGCUUCAUUUCUUGCUGGGUCUUCAGGGCUGUGGGAGAGGGGAUCUUCUUCACAUGGGUGGGAAGCCUUCUGCUGGGUCAGCUCCUGUGUCAGGUCGGAUGGGUUUUAUCUGUCCCUUAGGCUGCGUUUGAGAGUCAAAUUGCUGACCUUGCCUCUGAGCUGAGACGGGGAGCAAGCACAUUUGGAAUCAGAUGAAGAACUGAUGGGUCAAAGUGGCUGCUAGUGGUCUAUAGGGCUUCUUUCUCAGCAUUGCUGUGCUCUGUGAGAUGAGAUCCUCUUCUUUCAGGUCUCAUCUGAAUCUCUCAUUCUCGCUGUCUGGCUCACAGACCACUGCAGUGUCACACAUGCCGGUCUGUCUGUCCAUCCGUCCCACCUCUGGCUGCCUCUGCCUCCAUCCCCAUCCGUCCAUAUUUGUCUUCCCUUUCCUUCCAGCAGGCAGCAGCUGUCUGUGUCCACCCAGGUGUGUACUGGGGGGAUGGUGUUCUCCCCAUUUUUCAGACCUGCAGGACAGUGGGGAGGUCUCCUGAGUGCCUGCGUCCAUCUCCCAUGGGUGCCAGCUCCCACUGGGAGCCCUCCCUGCCUCCCUCUGUGACUGGAGUUUGCUCCAGCCAGGAGUUUUGGCAGAGGCAAGCCCAUGGUCUGUGUCGUGCUGGCAGUGUCCCAUCUCUUGCUCAGCAGUCUGUUUCCAUAUUUAUAUGUCCAGGGGAUGGGCCUGGUGGCAUCCUCUAAAACCCCCAUCUGUUUAUUCUGUAAACUAAAGAACUGUAAAUAAAGUUUAGCCUUCCUACUGUAACAAA